This is a messenger RNA of Eimeria mitis, 336 nucleotides long. RefSeq lists its product as uncharacterized. Gene Ontology annotation, biological process: cell redox homeostasis. Gene Ontology annotation, molecular function: antioxidant activity; oxidoreductase activity. Gene Ontology annotation, cellular component: mitochondrion; cytosol. Bases 1 to 336 code for a protein of 111 amino acids. The transcript is spliced from 3 exons. The record is from RefSeq and is a predicted model, not a curated record. Lineage: Eukaryota; Apicomplexa; Conoidasida; Eucoccidiorida; Eimeriidae.
AUGCCGCUUACUUUGGGGGAUGUCUUCCCAAACUUCGACGCUGAAGCGUUGGGGGUUGAAAGCUUCAAUCUCUACAACUAUUUGGGUGACAGCUGGGGAAUUAUGUUCAGCCAUCCCAAUGACUUCACUCCCGUGUGCACGACGGAGCUCGCAGAGGCCGUCAAGCUCCACAAGAAGUUUGCGGAGAAGAAGUGCAAGCUUGUCGGGUUUUCGUGUAAUGAUAUGAACAGUCAUAAGUUCCUUAGUGACAUUUUGAGUGCCCUUGGAGAAUGCGGAGGACACCUGAUUUGCUCUUACGUCAUCAUCGCUGCACGUUGUUGCGCAGGGGUGGGCUAA